Molecule: messenger RNA, 2572 nt
Organism: Diatraea saccharalis (sugarcane borer)
Lineage: Eukaryota; Metazoa; Arthropoda; Insecta; Lepidoptera; Crambidae
Source: the annotation of a GenBank genome assembly
CAGUUCAAUUUAUUUUGAUUGACAUUUUGUUUCAUUCAUAGUUUCCCAGUUUUAUGUAAAAUGGUUUAUUUUUGUAUCAAAUAAAGUCUUUCAGAUAAUAGAGCGCAGUUGAAACGCUGUUGCGUUUAUUUUAAAAAGUGUCUUCCAGAUAUCUAUAUAAAUAUGAUGAUAUCACGAUCCAAACAUCGUUCAACGCUAGAAGUUUGUGCUGAUUGCGGGGCAUCAGAUCCGUCGUGGGCGUCUAUAAAUCGUGGACUGCUGUUAUGUGCAGAAUGCUGCAGUGUUCAUCGCAGCAUGGGACGGCAUAUAUCUCAUGUGAAAUCCUUGAGACAAGGUUCUUGGCCGCCUUCGCUCCUAGCGAUGGUACAAGCACUAACUGCACAGAAUGUGAAUAGCAUAUGGGAACAUUCUUUACUUGAUACAUCAGCACCUAAACAUUUGCGGAAGAAACCUCAACCUAAAGACCCACUACACCCAACAAAAUCAGAGUUCAUCUUAGCAAAGCACCUCCGCCUCGCAUAUGUAUUGCGCGCACGUCGUGAUGAGCCUCCCAGUGAACUCGGUCGGCAGCUGCACAGUGCUGUCCGUAGUAGUUCUCUGGACACAGCUAUGAGACUGCUUGCACAGGGUGCUGAUCCCAAUUACUACAAUCAGGAGAAAGGCUCUACAUGUUUACACGUGGCGUGCCGCGCGGGGCAGCCGGCGCAGGCGGAGUUAUUGGCGGCGUGGGGCGCGGAUCCCACGGCGCGGGAUAGCUCCGGCCUCACGCCUGCCGAAUGCGCUAGACAAGGCGGUCACGUGGAGUUGUGCGAGCGUAUGACGGAGGUGGUGUACGAGGCGACGGACCGCAUGAUAUACUUCCUGACGGGCGAGCGGCCCGCGCACGCGGCCGGCGCGCACUACCUGGCGCCGCGCGCGCACCACGCCCACGAGAUGACGGACGUGGCCAAGGCGGCCAGGGGGAAGCUGCAGCUGUUACCCAACCAUCUGUUCGAGGAGUUAGUGAUGGACAUUUACGAUGAAAUAGACCGGCGGGAAACUGAAGCUAUAUGGCAGACGAGCGCGACGGGCUUGGAACGUUGCGGGGUAGUAUUCCUACCCGUGAACCCCGCCCUGUCCGCGCCCCGUAACCAGGGCCGGCAGAAGUUGGCGCGACUUUCUACGGCAGAGAUGGCUACGUUGCUACGGGAUGUGCUCGUAGAUGCUACGAGGCGGCAACACAUUGCUACGCUACAACCAAGAGCGUUCGGCGGGGCAUCGAACCCGUUAUCAUCGGGCAGCCACCUACGGCUCAUAUCACAAGUGUCUGACGACGAACCACUUUACGACUCGGUCGCCUCCGACGACGACUACGCCGCGCUACUGCCUGAACACCUCGACAUAACGAACAUAGUACCACGACCUGGCGAAACCGUAUCUUCCACUUACAACCCGUCUCUGCCCGUAGAGCAAUCGUUAAGCACUGAGUUACGACGCGCACAAUCACCAAGUAUGCAGAGUGCAACGCCAGUGAAAAAAGACGAAAUCGAUACGUUAAAAAAAGAACUCGAUAGCCGAGACUCCACUAUAACAGAACUGAAGAACCAAUUGAAAAAUCUGCAAACGAUAGUCGAACAGCUGACGAAAGAGAACAGCGUAUUGAAGACGGCGAGUAGCGUCGACGACGACCAGAGUAUAGCCUCUCAGGCGUCGAUAAACGACAGUUUCGCGAGUAACGUCCUAGAUGGCGCUAGUAAACCUCCCGAGAGAGGGCGCAGCUUGGAAACAGAACAGCUGUCCAUGACGGACGAGGAAGCCGACCUGAGGCAGUCGCUGAAGAACGUCCAGCGACCGGUCAGUAUGUAUGAAACUAGGGAGGGACCAAAGAAUAACUGGCAGGUUACUAAACAUCAGGUACUAAUCUGUCAUUAAUUUUACUAAUUUUUAGUUGUAAUAUUGUAGGUAGUCUAACUUGGUAUUGAUAGAUAACAAAUAAAUUUAAUUAUAUAUUUUUUUUAUUCUGUAAUCAAAUAUCAGAUCGAAAACUACAAUCAAUAAUAUUGAGUUUGAUUUGAUUUGAUUUUCCAUAGAAAUUGUUGCUUAUACUGUUAUGUCAACGUUAUUUUGAAAAUGUUGAUAAGAAUAAUUCGUAGUUCUACUUAGUGGUGAUUAAUUAGUUAGUUUUUUUAAUAAAACCAACGACACGGAUCUUGAAUAGUCAGUAAAAUUUUUAUAUACUAAGCCGUAACCCGUGGCUUCACCCACGUGGUCCGAGGGCUCGCUUUACCGGAGCAUAAAACUAAACUUAAUAAAAAAUCUGCUAGUAGCAUCCAUUUUUAUAUCAUCAUCAUAGCUUAUCAACGUCCUGCUGGGGCACGGGCCUGCGCAAUAGAUGGAACCAAAUAAUAAUCUACCGGUGUUUCUGUGACAAACGCUCAUGUCUUCAUAGAAUAGUCCAGUUGCUCUCCUUUCCUUUAGCAGCGCAGUAGAAUCGACACACCUUGCAAAAAAAUUCUCCAUUAAAUUAUUUUAUUGGAAAAAUUGAAAACGAAAGCUACUUUGUUUGAUAAAAUGUAGAAAAAAUCAAGACUAC